Phodopus roborovskii (desert hamster) is the source of this 1048-nucleotide messenger RNA. It is a transcript of the gene Pou5f2, whose product is annotated as POU domain class 5, transcription factor 2. NCBI's taxonomy places the organism in Eukaryota, Metazoa, Chordata, Mammalia, Rodentia, Cricetidae. The coding region runs from base 53 to 1048 and encodes 331 amino acids. Gene Ontology annotation, biological process: regulation of transcription by RNA polymerase II. The record is from RefSeq and is a predicted model, not a curated record. Gene Ontology annotation, molecular function: DNA-binding transcription factor activity, RNA polymerase II-specific; RNA polymerase II cis-regulatory region sequence-specific DNA binding. The transcript has a single exon.
CUCGAGAGCUAUCAGUUCCUACCAGACUCUUGCUGGGGGUGCUGUCCACCCCAUGGCUGGGCGCAGAUCUUCAAACGUCUACCCCCUCCCAGGCAAUAGUAGUGGUGGCCUAGAAGGGCCAAUGCCCAUGCGAGUUGACACUCCAACCUGGUUUAGCAGUCAAGUAGCCACAGGCAGGUUAAUGGUGCGGCCAAGUAUCUGUCCAGGUCCUGAGGUAUGGGGAGUGCCUCUGGGUCCCUUGCCUUAUGAAUUCCGAGGCGGAAUAGCACCCUAUGUCGCUGGUGAGGUAAGGGCCUGGUCCCAGAAUUCCUCUGAAGACGCUUACCCAGGACCCUAUAUCGCCCUGAGAUAUAUGCCAAAUUUGGCACUCCCAGAGGACGUUUCGGCCAUACAGAAAGAGAUGGAGCAGCUGGCCAAGGAGCUGAGACAGAAGAGGAUGACUCUGGGGUACUCACAGGCCGAUGUGGGGUUUGCUGUAGGAGCUAUGUUUGGGAAGGUUCUCAGCCAGACGACCAUAUGCCGCUUCGAGGCCCAGCAGCUCAGCCUUGCCAACAUGUGGAAGCUGCGACCCCUGCUGAAAAUGUGGCUAGAGGAAGUAGAUGAGAAGAACCUUCUGGGCAUAUGCAGAAUGGAGAUGAUCCUGCAGCAGGCCCGGAAGCGGAGACGUGCUAGCAGAGAGAGACGCAUUGGGAGCAAUCUGGAAAAACUGUUCUUGCAGUGUCCAGAGCCGACGCCCCAGCAAAUCAGCUAUAUUGCUGGGCGCCUCCGGCUGCAGAAGGACCUUGUCCAAGUGUGGUUUUCUAACCGGAGCCAGAUGGGCAGUUGGCCAACCAGUGAUAGCUCCCGGAGGGAGAAUGUGGGGGCAAUUGGGCCUCCCUUCCCAGGGCCACCAGUGUGCUUUCCCCUGGCACCGGGGCUCCAUUUUGAUUUCCCCCACUAUGGGGGGUCAUGUCUUACACCCCUGUACUCCUCUCCUCCAUUUCCUGUUCGAGGAGCCAUUCUGUCUGCCCCACCCACCACUCUAGGCCUUCCCAGGCUGUCAAGCUGA